UCAAGUGUCAAAAAGCUAUAGCCGAUCAAAUUUGGCUGGCACUCAAUUUGUGGGUAUUUUAAAAUUUUCAUGUUAAAAUUUUUGUUUUUAAGUUCGAUAAAAUAUUUAUAAAAAAAGAUCCUUUAAGCUUUCUUUUUUGCGGUUUUCUGGGUUGCCCUUAACACGGCUUUCCCCGUUACUUUUUUUAAUUUUUAAUUCUUUUUAUAUUUUUUUUUACAGACACUAACUUGUAUAAAAUGUGUAAAGUACAUCAGAUAACGGUUGAUCAAUUUUGUGAUGUGAUGCAUUGGCUGAAAAAUUAAAAUAAGCUGUUAAAGAUCAAAAAUGUGAUGGAAACACAAGGUUUGGUAUGAUUUUUUGUUUAAAUAUUUGUUAUAAGAGAACACGCCCAAAACGGAGCGCGGCCAUAACUAAGCAAAGCCAUAACUUAAGGAUGUCCCAAUUAAUAGUAUUAAACGAUUCCUCACAUCGAGCUAGGGAGUUUGAAUUAAGGACCAAACAUUUUCCAGCAUGUUAUAACUGUGCCGUCAUGGCCGCGCUCCGAUUUGGGCUGUACCCAUAAGGGGUAGGAAGAUAUAGGAGUGAUAAUGUCUGGCUUCAUAAGGACACAUUUUAGUGACCCUGGUUAUUAUUUUCAUUUCUGAGUAGAGUUGUAGGUUCUUUGAUCGCGUAUCUGAAUCCAAGCCGACCAUGAUUGUCUGGAUAACCGAACCAAAGAUUCCGAGCCGGCCCCUACUAUUUGUGUGAUUAAAGUCUUUCUAGUUUUCUGUUUUUUUCCUUUCUAGUUUUCUGUUUCAAUGACCCUGGUUGUUUUUAAAAUUUGUGAGUAGAGUUGUCGGUUUUUGGAUUGGAUAUCCGGCCCUGAGUCGAACAUAAAUUUUUGGAUAUCUGAACCGAAGUUGUUCAUCGGUUCUGAGCCAACAACCCUACUAUUUGUGAGAUCAAAGUCCUCCUAUCCUUUCUAAUUUUCUUCUUCAAUUUAUCAAAAACUAUAAUAUUUUUACGUUAUAUUUUGGUCUUUUCCAUCUUUUGGAAUCCAUGGAAUUUAUCUCAUAAUAUCCAUUUCCUUUCCUUUUGAUAGUUUGAUUCAUUUUUUUUCCCGAGUUAUUUUUUGUCUAUUUUCUAAUCAUUCCAACAUUCCUUUACACUUUUUUUUCUUCCAAAAAUAUUUACCUAUAUACUUUCUUCCCCCAAAUUUUUUCUGUUUUGUUCGCACUUUAGCAAAAAUUUUUUUGUUGUUUUUAGCACCACAUCUCUUUCUUUUUUUGUCGCCUCUUCCACAUCUAUUUUUAUCCCGCGUCAGAAAAAACCGUCAGCUGUCAG
Molecule: messenger RNA, 1323 nt
Organism: Meloidogyne enterolobii
Lineage: Eukaryota; Metazoa; Nematoda; Chromadorea; Rhabditida; Meloidogynidae
Source: the annotation of a GenBank genome assembly